CUUGUAUGUGGAGGACUGUUGGCCUCUGAAGGAACCGAGCCAGUUCAGGCCAGCCUGCUGCGUUUUCUCUCCUUUACUCCUUUUCUUUUCCCUCUCCCUCUCCCUUCUCUUCCUGUCUGUUUCAGGAGUGAAGGAUUGGGGCAUUCCUUCAAGCUACUUUACUUCAGCUUUCUGUGGGAUUUAAACAUGCACACUGAGGUUUUGGUACAGUCCAUGUUAGUGCCGUUCUUUCUGAUCCUUCUCUCUUUCAUUGAGGACUCUUUGUUGCAGUCGGUGAGUCAGGUGGGUGGUGUUUGCAAGCUGUCCACAGAGUCAUCUUUGCGCCGCUGCCGGACGCCUGAUGGUAAGAUCUGCAGCGGAAGGGGAAAAUGUAACUGCGGCAUUUGCAUCUGCGAGGCCAUAGAACCCGGGAAGUUCUUCGGUCCGCGCUGCGAGUGCCACGACUGGGUCUGUGCUACAUAUAAUGGGAAAACCUGCAACGACCGCGGCUACUGUGACUGUGGAGUGUGCGAGUGUGAUGAAGGUUGGUUCGGUGAUGCCUGCCAGUUUCAGGAAGAGUGUAACCUAUCCAGCAAGAAGAGCAGAGAGCUUUGCAAAAACCAACAGGGGGUGGUCUGCUCCAACAGAGGAACCUGCCACUGCGGUAGCUGCAUGUGUGACAAUGAAGACAACAGAGGCAUGGUAACAGGACGUUUCUGCGAGUGUGAUGACAGCGAGUGCCUGGAUGAGGAAACUGGAGAGAUUUGCGGAGGGCAUGGCCAAUGUUACUGUGGAAACUGUUACUGUGCUGCUGGUUGGCAUGGAGACAAAUGUGAGUUCCAGUGUGACAUGAGCCCAUGGGAAAGCAGGCAGAGAUGCACAUCUCCAGAUGGCAAAAUCUGCAGCAACAGAGGGACCUGUGUGUGUGGAGAGUGUAACUGCCAUGAUGUUGAUCCCUCUGGUGACUGGGGAGAUAUUCAUGGAGACACCUGCGAGUGCGACGAGAGGAACUGUCAUGCAACAUAUGACCGGUACACAGAUGACUUCUGCUCAGGUCAUGGCCAAUGCAACUGUGGCAGGUGUGACUGCAAGGAAGGGUGGGCAGGGAAUAAGUGUGAGCAUCCUCUGUCCUGUUCCCUGUCUUUGGAAAGCAGUUUGAAGAAGUGCAGAGGAACGUCCAAUUUGCCCUGCUUCGGACGAGGUCAGUGCCAGUGUGGACAGUGUACUUGCCACCCACCUGGGGACAGUCGUGUUCAUGGCAAAAACUGUGAGUGUGACGACCGUCAGUGCGAGGACAUCAGUGGAGAGGUCUGUGGAGGUCACGGUUACUGUUCAUGUGGACGGUGCAUCUGUGAGGAGGGCUGGUUUGGGAAGCUGUGCCAGUUCCCCAGGUCUUGUGAUAUGAGCGAUGCCCAGAGCAAGGAGCUUUGUGAGACCUCUGAUGGUGUUAUAUGCAGUGGAAAAGGUUCCUGUCAUUGUGGUAAGUGUAUCUGCAAUCCCCAAGACUGGUGGGUGUCCGGAGAGUACUGUGAGUGUGACGACCGAGAGUGUGAUAAGCACGACGGGAUCAUCUGCACAGGGAAUGGGUUGUGCAACUGUGGCAACUGCGAGUGCUGGGACGGCUGGAACGGGAACGCUUGUGAAAUCUGGGUGGGAGAAGAAUACUGAGGCCAACAGAGAACAGGACACUGGGUUCAGAGAAUUGAGACCUGGCUGCCCGGUGUGACCAGGAGCACCACGAGUCACGACCAAGCUGGUGAAACGCCAAGUUAUCGAAACCACGGGGAGGAGAAAGGAAGACUAAACAUGGACGUAGCUCUGCAUUUCACAAACAGCAUUCAUAGUUUUAUUGUACUGGUUACAAACUAUCCUUUUAAAACUGGGUUUUGUAGAUGAAAAGAAACAGCCAUAGCUCUGUGCUUAAAUCAUAUUACAAUGUAAACAUUUAUGUUUUCAAAGCAGCUUUUUUUUGGAUAUUGUAGGAAUGCUUACAUAUUUCAAAUGGCUAUAUAUAAUAGGAUGCAAGUACAUGACAGUUUCAAAUGCUGGAGAGAGGAUAAAAUGUAUCAUUAAGAUGACUUUGUAGUAAUAUGUUUGAUACUGUGGUCUGUUUUUACUGGUAAAUGGUCUGCCCUUCCCACACUGGACUGAAAGUUUACUCGAAAGCUCGAGGCAUAGGUUACGCUGAGGUUUUUAUUUCUUUUUCAUAAUAAAACAUUAAAUGUGCCGCAUGACACAACAUUUUGCAUGGAAAACAAUGCAAAGACCUUAAUCAUACAUGGUUACAAAUUUGUUAUAACAUGACAUAACUCCAAUGGGCAUACUUGCAAUGGUAUAUAUAGAGAGAGAUAUAUUAGAAAAUAAAUCAUUUUAAUAGUGCCUACUCUCCUCCGUCAAACAAACAGUCUGCCCUGAAACCUUUACUGUCUUAGUAGUGGUUAAAUUCUAAGUGGAAGAAACAAAGAGAAGGGAAUAAAUAGUUCAGUUGUGGCAUGCUGGAUGUCCAUGUCACUUCAAAUGGUGGUAUCAGGGGAUGAGAGCUGCACUGACACAAGAGCUCAGUCACCACUUGAAAAAAGGACCGAUAAGAAGUCACAAAGAAAAUUUAAUGUAAAUUCUACUUUGGCCUUUUUCAUGCUUAAACUAGCCAAUCCCCUCUGUUUUCUUUGUCUCUGAAAAAUGACAGGUGCAAUAAUAUACUGCACACUAUAUUGCAUUAAGUAUGUUACUGACAUUACAGUAUACCUUUAUAUAAAUAUUUUUUAUUCAAUAUGUUGUAUAAUGUGUAUACAACAAACACAAACUGUAUAGUGUAGACAAACUCGUUGCAUAUAUGUAAAAUUAGCGGUACAUACCAACAGUUCUUGAUUGACAUAGCCUACUACAUGCAGUUCAUCAAUGCCAUCCUCUCCCCAUGCAACAGAUGGGACAACAUACAAAAUAAGAGGUUCGAAAACAGAAGCUAGGAUAUUCUCGUAACACAUUUGAACAAAUGGGGUAACAAAGCAAAACGCGAUUGGGAUCUGGAGACGAAAUCGACACACAACCCGUAUACGAGAGAGAUGAGGACGAACAAAACAAAUGGCGGCUACAGCAAUCCAAACAGAUGUACUUGUACACACUGGUCAUUUACAAAAAUAAAGCCAGCCUUGAAGGAGCCAGUUAACUGGGCUGCAGGGCUGGGGCAGUCACCAGCCCAGCAUGUAGAGUUUUGUAAGAGCGGAGGAUGACAGUGGUUUCCAGCUCCUGUGUGUGUGUAUAUGACGCCAUUUUUAGGAUUAACAGCUUUGUACAGACAAAUAUUGAUAUCUAUGUAAUGUGCUUUGAUGUGUUGUAAUAAGAAAUGGCCAUGUAUAAUCCCAAUAAACUCAGAAAAAUGAUAUUUACCAAAUCAAGUUCUUAAUAUAGUUGCACUUUUAGCAGCAUACAGCAGCAACGAUCUACUUAAUGUUCUAAAUCUUACUUAACUAAACUAUUAGGGAAAGAAAAAUCAGUAAAGCAAGACAAACAUAAAUACACUGAUCACACAGAGCUUUGAUAAACUGCUAACAGUCAUGAUGAAAACGCAAAACAAAGUGCAGUGAGUGUGCCGCAGCCGUGAUACAUGCCUGUUCAACUCCUACACUGAACUUCAGUGCUCAUCCAUUUGCACAUAGUGAAGAACAAUGCCCAUACCUUACUCUUUGUAGAAAAUACAUGCAUGUGAUUAUUCAAGGUAUAUGUACUUUUCCAAAGUGACAUCAGUCAAGACCUUUGCGGAUCUGAGCAGAGUUGAUUAUUCUGGACAGAACAAAUGCUAUCACAGUGAAAGCUUCCGUGAAUUGAAUCAGAAAGAGAAUCGAGAUUUGUUUUCUUUCUUUCUGUUUUUUUUUUUUUAAGAAUCAGUUCUUCUUGGGAUGAAAAAAAGACUUUGGUCAUUUCAGAAUGGAUACAUCUGAGUGUGUUUUUUUUUCAGUGAAUAAUGCUACGUGUCGUCUACAUGGAUGUAUAGGGUGGGUGAGGCACCUUUGGCCCAGUGGGGACUGGGAACUUGUUUUUGCAUGCCGGGAAUCAAGGUCCAAACAGGCACGUGAUAGGCCAAGAUGAUCAGAACUGGACUCUGCAUGC
Molecule: messenger RNA, 4086 nt
Organism: Pelmatolapia mariae (spotted tilapia)
Lineage: Eukaryota; Metazoa; Chordata; Actinopteri; Cichliformes; Cichlidae
Gene: itgbl1
Product: integrin, beta-like 1
Exons: 11
Coding region: 187-1647 (486 amino acids)
Biological process (GO): cell-matrix adhesion; integrin-mediated signaling pathway; cell adhesion mediated by integrin
Cellular component (GO): cell surface; integrin complex; focal adhesion
Molecular function (GO): integrin binding
Source: RefSeq, a predicted model, not a curated record